GUACGCAUGCGCAAAUGCUCAGCUAAUCAUCGACAUUAGCAAAAAAUGGAUCCAGUUUACCCGAGAACGCAGAAAAUUGCAUCUGACUAUCAAGUUAUUAGGCACAGACGACACAUUGGAUUACAGCAAUUAAUGGCAUUAUCAGCAAGUGCAAGCACAAUUUUGGGUCCUAACAAAUCAUUUAAAUUUAUUGUGGGGCAGAAUGAUGAUGAAGCGGUUCUUGCUUGCUCAGCAUUUCGCCUUUUGGAGAAUAUGGAUCUGACUUGUGCUGCAGGACAGCUACUUAAUGAGGCUGUUCAGUCACACCAAAAAAUUUAUAAGACUGGUUCAAGCACAUUCAUGUUUAUGGUUGGUGCCUGGAGUUCAGCAGUGUUAGAAUGCCUUCGUCAAGAUAUUCGUAUCUCCUUGAUUGUGCCAGUUAUGUCAGGAGGACUGGAAUUGUGCAUCGAAGCCUGCAAAGCUCAUGCUUUGCCCAUUCAGGACAUCUACAGAAGGAUAUCUUGGAGGACUAAAACAACAGACUUUCCAGUUGAUCAUCUUAGUUCUGUUAGAAGUGAUGAUUUCACUCAUUGUAAAAAAUCACAGACUGUUUUAAAGUCAGUAUCUCCAGUAGUAGUCUCAUCAAAAAAAUCUGCUUUAGCUGAAAGUGAAGUCACACUUCAUAAAGAGCAGUUAAAACUCAAUUCACCUUUAUCUGCUAAUUUAAAAAAUAAUAAAAGCUUACAAAAUUGUUUAAAGCUAAAACAUAGCAGACACUUUUCUGUUAAAAAUUUGGAGGAACCCUUACUAUGCAGAGGUGGUCCAAAUUUUGUCCCAGAUUCAAUGUGCUCAUCAAUGUUCUUCACGUAUCUAGCUCAGUCAUUAUGUCAUGGCUGCUCACAUGCAAUAAGGUUAGUUAUUGAUGCUUGUAGACUUCAGGUGAAACUUGCAAGACUGAAAGAACCUACUAGUGGGGCUCUAACUGCUUUUGAUGUAAGCAAGCUGGUGACUUUUGUGUACCCUGGCCUAUCUGAAAACUAUUCCUGUGUAACAUCAGGUUUCAUUAGCUGGGUCUUGGCAGAUCAAUAUGUAUUGGCAAAAUCAUUUCAUGGGCAGUAUUUGCGUGUGGUGUUUAUUAAUGGAGAUGCAACUGAAAAAUACAGACACGUAGGACUGAAUAAUACUUUAAAUGUUAAAUACAUCACAGAUGCAUCUUGUUUAGAAAUGAACACAGAAGAGAGUUGGGACUGUCGCACGUUAGCAGCUCUUUUAAAAUUGAAAGUAAAUUUAAUUUUAAUACAAGGGAUUACCUCCACAAGAUAUGUUGAAACAUGUGUAAAGCACAGAAUACUUGUGGUCCAGAAAGUGAAACAUGAAGUUUUCAAAGACCUAGCAGAAGCCACAGGUGGAAUACCAGUAUUCUACUUUUCACAACUUGAUGAGAGCUGUGUGGGCAAUGGCAUAACUGUUACCCUCUGGAAGACAACAUUGAAUAAGGAAUUUACAGCUCUUAAAAUAACUACCAGUUCUACAAUGCUAGUUACAGCUUUCAUCACAUCUCCAGCAAUAUGUAAGCUUCAAAUGUUAGAAGAUCAGUUCUGGACUUGUGCACAUAGGCUUAAUCAUGCCCUUACGGAGGAAACCGUUCUCCUUGGCGCUGGUGAUGCAGAAAUGUUUUGUCUAAUGCAUCUUGAGAGUCUUGUGGAAGAAGACCCUGCCAAACUUUAUGAGGCAAUUCACAAGCACAUGGCCACAGCAAACUUGGUAAGCAUGUCAGAAGAUGCUAUGCAAUAUACAAGGCAAAUCCUGCAGCUAAUGGCUAAUGGCUGGAGAGACUAUAUAAGUACAGUGUAUUACAACAGUGGUUUAUGUACCACAAAAUUGAAAGCCUUGACAGCUAUAAGUGAAUACCUGAGCAAGAAGGAGAAGCAUGUGAGCUUGUUUUCACACUUCACGCCAAAUGUGUUAGGUUGUGACAAUGAUGGUAAACCUACUUGUGAAAACACAGGAAAUGCUGAAGUUUAUGACAAUGUUACAGUAAAGCUAGAAGCUUGGCGGGGUGCACUAGACCUGGUAAUGCUUGUACUCCAGACUGAUGCAGAAAUUGUAACUGGGUAUGUAGAGACUGAAUCCUAACACCUAAUAAAUAUCUUUGUCUUGUUUC
Erpetoichthys calabaricus (reedfish) is the source of this 2143-nucleotide messenger RNA. It is a transcript of the gene bbs12, whose product is annotated as Bardet-Biedl syndrome 12. The record is from RefSeq and is a predicted model, not a curated record. Gene Ontology annotation, molecular function: ATP binding. NCBI's taxonomy places the organism in Eukaryota, Metazoa, Chordata, Cladistia, Polypteriformes, Polypteridae. Gene Ontology annotation, biological process: photoreceptor cell maintenance; chaperone-mediated protein complex assembly. The transcript is spliced from 2 exons. The coding region runs from base 46 to 2115 and encodes 689 amino acids.